GUCAAUAUAACAAAACUGAUAUUUUCAAAAUGGCUGCUAGCCGUUUUGUGGAAGUUUACUGAUAAAGAAAUAAACGAAAUUAAAGUAAAUUCAGUACCAAACAACACAAAAGACUUGUGUAAAAAUACUAAAACAAUUAUUCGCCUCAGGGUCGGUGAUUAUAUCGGGGAAUAUUAACCUCGACUUCGUCUCUGUGAACAUUCCCCGAUAAUCACCUCGCCUUCGGCGAAUAAUUGUUAAAUAUACUGAAAAAUAUUUAAUUAAGUUCUGAAAAGGGCUAAAAAAACCUUGGAUCAGACUAUUUUAUGAAUAUACUGUAUGAACUGGGCUGCGUGACCUCGCUGGGGAUUCAUUAUUCUCUGUCUUAAAAAUUUAGUUGAAAUUUAUAAAUACUAUAUUACGAUUGCCUCACGUCUAGUUAGCCUGACAAUCGUGUCAUGAAGUUAAUAGACUAUUGGCGUAUUUUUCAAUUUGGAAUAAUUUGUCAAGUAUAUAUAUAUAUAUAUAUAUAUAUAUAUAUAUAUAUAUAUAUAUAUAUAUAUAUAUAUAUAUAUAUAUAUAUAUAUAUAUAUAUAUAUAUAUAUAUAUAUCUUUUUGGUAUCAAGGAACAAUAUGUUUUACAAACAGUCUUGUACUAUAUAUUAUCAAUAUGAUUACAUAUGAGUGUAUAUAAUUAUCUUGGUAAAGUAACAAUACAUCAGAAGACUAUGUGUCAAUUUAGUCAAUUUCAUUGAUAUAUGAAUAUACAGUACCUCGCGUAAAUAUUUUCACUUAUAAGCCAUGGUCAAAAGAGUUGAUGAGAGUUGGCAAGCGAGAAUUUUACAAGAGAAUUUUAAAGAUCAUUCUUACGAACCACACACAACCUUACUAUGUGGAUCUAUGUACAAAUGAUCCACGCAACACACACACACUAUAUACAUGCUUACUAGACAUAAUAUUUGGCGGUAUAUAUGCUCUAUCUUCCAUGACCUGUGAAAACUGACAAUCUAAGAGAAUAAAGAGACAUUAACAUAAUAAUGCACACGUUGAAGUUACAUCAUACUAGUACACUUAUCUCCCAUCUGUACAGAUCUUAUUACCUAUCCACAAAUUACAAUAUAAUGAGCUCUGAAAUACUUGUACAUAAUGGUACGAAUUCAACAUUAUAAAGCAAUACCGGUGAAUAAAAUAUUGCCUGCAUCCUAGUCUCCAUAGAACGCAGGUGAAUCGCAAGAUGCCUGUGGAGGAGGCUACCUCCAUCCAAUAUCGUACUGUAGCUGCCUCUACGCAGUGCGAUCCUAUUUUUAUUGUUUUCUUUCUCAAGAACGGUGUAACAGAUGAUUGUUAGAUCGUGCAGGGUGAGAAGCAAAAUAUUGAAGAUUUUCGCAAAGGGGGUUGAAGAAUUACGUCAUGUGAUCACAGUCCACUGUCACAGUCUUACAAUCUCAUUAUAGAGAAACAUUGCACUUGAUCACAUCCUUCAAGAGUACAAAGGGAAAUGAGUGGCGCCAACCUCGCCAAACAUCGGUGAAUGUUUUGUCGUCGAGUAUUAGACAAACACAGACUAAUAAACACAGAAUAUGAAGUUCAUAUAAGACCUGUUUCGCAGGCUAAAUAUUGAAUAGAUACAUUAUCAGUGAGGGUAGAAUUCUAGUGUACCCCAGCCCCUGUAUCAAUUGAAAUUAAUUACUGAAAACUGUAAUAAGAACUUUUUAUUCUUGUUUGACGUUCUUGUUAUGUUUUUCAACUAGUAGUUUAAUCCUGCAGUAAUUCUUCGAGUAUAAACAAUGAACCAGUUUUAUUGAACAAUCACAUACAAGAUAUUAAAAGUGUUUUAGGCGAAGCAUGCAGUGCAUGCAUAUAAUAAUGCCAUAUCUAUGUUAAAGUUUGUUUGCAUUUGUGAUUUUGUAAAUAAAAGCCGGCCACCGAGUCAAGCUAGCACAGUCCCGUGUUAACACAAGGUGAAAGUUAUUAAAAAUGCUGAGUCUUUUUCCGGGGAAGGGUGGGUUAGUUGAUUGGCCUUUUGUGAUUGGCUAGCGUGUUCCCCUCAUGCACCAGUGAUGCAUCUGGGCUGCUUUCAACAUUGGCUUUCAUUCAGAGUUGGGCCGGGCCAAAUGUCAAUUGCAGAUUUAUGCUCAUUGUCCUCAUUAUGUGUUAUGCUCGUUUCAAUAAAACGACAUUCUACACUCUGUGCAAAUUACCGACCAACGAUUGUUAAGGCUUUUGAGAUGACCUAGAACCCUUAAGAUGUAUGACCUAAAAGAUGCAUUUGAAAUUCAUUUCACUGAUUCUAACAUCUUCUUCUCGGCCAUAUAGUCUUUAAAUUUCCUGAUGCAUGCUCUUGAACAUCCUUGGAAAGUCCUCGAGUUUUACUCUUCCUGGGCUUCGAAUCGGUGUUGCAUUCGUCAGAGCAUAUGCAAGCGCGUUUCACCUCCGAGGUCGCAGUGAGUUCGAUUCUCGCUACGGAGUCAUGUGAAAAGAGUCUGUCAACGCUCUGUCGAAAGUCGUGGGUUUUCUCCGGGCGCUCCGGUUUCCUCCCACAGGGAAAGUUGUCAGGGUGGGUUAGGAUAAACACAGUUAAGAAGGUAAUAUCACAAUUGUUGUAAAGAUAAUUAGUUUACACGCGUAAAAACGCUGAGCCCGCUGUGGUUAACAGAAUUGAACAAUGUUUCGCUGAAUCGGGUGUAACAAUUUUGUUCAAUAUUGUUGACAGCUGUGAACAAUGUGGGCGGCAAAACAUUGUUCAACUGUGUUUUCAUCCGUAUUGCAACAACCUGAUCGUUUUUAGCCGUGUACAUGCACAACAAAAAACGCCUAGCCUGUAACAAUGUUGUUGAAAACAGAUGGCAACAUAAAAAAGAUCCAAUUAAUCCAAAAUUGUGCAGCCCGAUUAAUUGUGCAUAAAUAUGAUCAACUCUAUAUCACCAACAUUAAACGCGUUAGGAUGGUUGUCAAUCAAAGAACAUCUAUUGUACAGAGAUGCGUUAUUAAUAUUUAAAGUAUGAGUGACAAAGCUCCACAGUAUUUAUGUGAUAAUUUUGAACCACGAAACAGAAUUCAUAACCGAGAUACUAGAAGAAAUGGAGACCUGGAUAUUCCAAAAUAUAGGACAUCGAUCGGGCAAAGAUCGUUCAAAUACCGAGGGACUAAGAUAUGGAAUGGUCUAGAUACAGAGCUGAAAUCAAUUAGUGAUUUGAACAAUUUUAAGACGAAACUUAAGACAAUUCUUAUUGAGAAGUGAUGUCCUUCUUUUUAACUUUUCUAACACAUAAACUAUAAUAUAUAGUAUAAUUUUAGUUCGUGUAAUAACUUUGAGAAGAUUGUUGUAAAUAUAUAUAGUCGAUAACUCAUAGUUUUUUCUAAAAUCCAUGUAAAUUGUCAUUGAAAAGCCCAGUUUAGGGAAUGUCAAUUAAUAAAUUCAAUUCAAUUCAAAACAGGCGUGAACAACAUUUUGCUGUCCAUAUUGUUCCUGGUUGUUAACAAUAUCGUUCAACAUUGUUCAGGUGAAUAAUGCUGAACAAUAUUGUUAACAAAAUAUUGUUCAGGCCUGUUUUCAACAACAUUGUGACAGGCUAGGCGCUUUUUCCCCAUAUAGGUUAAUACGUAAGCGUGAUGCUUGGUGUUAUCAGUCAGCUGUGAGCUGACUGAUAAUGUCUGUAUGAAUGUAUGUACGUGUGCGAACCCUGGAUCGAACGACCUCAAAAAUACUGACAAGGACUUCGACGUUUCGAUUGAACUGAAGGACUUUCACUAACGAACUUCCUGUCGAAAGUUCCUCGCUUGAAACAUCAAAGUUCUCAUUAUAUUUUCUAGGCAGUUUGAUCCUGGAGUCCCUCAAGCAUUUUAACCGAAAUCCCCACUAUCCCUUUUUAAAUAACCUUAUAUAUAGCUUAAAGAUUUAAUCGCAUUUCACGACUUCGCUCUCAUACUUAAACCAAAUCAAAAUUCAACCUCUCACUAUAAUAUUUUUUUAUGUCAAGAAAGUCCCAAUUAAUGUUCCAACCAAUUUCAUUUUCAGGAUUUAUUUGUAAUUCCUUUCCGUUUCAUUCCAAAAUGAAAUUGAGGAAACGGAACUUUCAUUUACGUGAAGUGCCCAAAAGGUACAAUUUCAGUUUGCACUGUUUAAAAGGUGCUGCAUGCGCACGAUUAUCUUCUACAUUUUUACGAUGUACGGUUCGUACACAGAAGACCCGUUCCAGGCGGGAACUGAGAUGGAGGAGUCCGCAAUUAUAUUCGACGAAGAUGAUGCACCUUCUACGGCCAUAGACCUGGACACAAACCACGGGUUUGGCCCGAUACCAGAGAAACGCCAGAAACGAGCUGCCUUUGUGUCUGUUGGGUUGUCUCUUAUCAUCAUGGUUGUCCUCCUCGGAGCGUUCACGAAGCCAAAAGACGUACUCUACGUCGUCGAAGGCAACACAAGCAUGCUGCAUGAAGAUGAGAUGUUUUGCAGAAAGGAUGACCAGUAUUAUCACGUUGGUAUUUUUAUCUGGUCUUUAAAUCUUACUGGAAUUAUCUUGGGAGAAUUUGUGAACCGGUCGUGUCUGAUGUUUGAAGAAUAUUUUCAUUUGUAUACUCGGUAUGGUGGUAGCAAGAGGAAAAUGUUGUAUGCAUGUUUCAGUGAUAUUUCAUUCAGAGCUGUGUUCUUUGCGACAUUGGUCGCAUUCGUUAUCAUUGGCUCCACUCUACUCUCUCAAGGAACGAAAUAUUUUAAAUUUGAGUAUAUUGAGAUCAUCCUAAGCGGUGUUGGAAGCAGUACUCUUGUACUGUAUCUUCUCAGUUUGGAUACUUUAUCUCGCGUGCAAAUAUCCUCUUUGAUGGAAAAUAACAACAGACUUGUCGCGAACGGCUUAGCAUGGUCUUAUUACUUCGGUUACUUGAGGUUAAUUUUGCCAAGAUUACGUGAACGAAUUGUAGAGUCAGAGUGGAAAGACAAGUUGUCUUCCAAGAAAUUGUUUAUCUUAAUGCCUCGAGACUGUUGGGCCUAUGGAAAGUUGUCAGAAGAAGCAGAAGAUGGGAAGAUUGAUCUUGCUGAAGGUGGAGUGAUUGAAUUUGAUGUUGCAAGAGCAGGAAUUUCUAAAAGAUCAUAUCGAAAUAAUGUUUACGAAAUAAAAAUUGAUGGUUGUGAGCCUCUUCGCGUCUUGGCUGAGUACGCAACACCGCUGUGCUCAAUGUACGACAUGAGCCAUUCAGCCGAGGCGAGUCUCAGCGUAGAAGACCGGGACGAACAAGCCAAGUUGUUUGUGCGCACACUCGAAGCGAUCCUGAGGAAUCCUUGUGUGCCUGAAGUUCGGAAUAGAUGUAAGUUGGUGCCGUAUGCAAGACGCCCGGAUGUGUCUGUUUCCAAGAUCUUGACUGAUGCUAUUUUGAAUGAUAUGACAGAAAAUAAUUCUUUGGAUAGUCUCGAUGGAAUUGUCGGAGAAAAUACCUCGGAAAAUAUGGGUGAACAUUCUGUGUAAAUAAUUAAUAUUGGUUAAAAAUAUUCUUGUCUACACUUAGUUGAGUUUCACUAGGUGGACAGUCCAGCACAGUACAUGAUGAUCAUCUCGACUAUUAACAGAAUAACUAAAUUAUUCACUAUAUGUAUUGAACUUGGGGAUUGGUAACGAGUAUGUGCAAUGGAGCAUUUAGAAUCAUUUACUUUGAUUAAUAACCUUACUGAAACCGACCUAUAGAAGUAGUCUCAUAGAACUUUGAUAAUUAGAUUUAGCCUUGCCAUGGAUUGGCAGGGGAAAUUGGCAGGAAACGGCAGGGGGAGGCAUUUGUGCAUGUAUAAGUUACAUUAAGCCAUAUUUAAUAGAAUUUUGAAAAUUCAUUAAAUUAUACGGAAGGUUUAAUAUUUUAUUAUUUUUGCAACGUUUCGGGCAUAGGCUAAUAAAUUACAAAAAUAGGUACGGAUUGCGUACAUGUGGCUAGCCUGGUAGGCAGCAAGAAGUAAUAACAGGCUGAAUCAACAGUAACUGGACAAAGCGACUCCUGAUUUGUUGAAGAAUUCAGUUUUGUAUACAUGGAAAAUUUGAGUCUUAGCUGUAUUUUAGAGCUGAUGAACAACGGUCAAUAACCCCCCAGUAUAAUUCCUUGCGCUUUGACCAAACUAGUUCUGCGAUUUACAAAUCAAGCAUAUUAACCCUACAUGCUUCGUGCUCACAUUUUCUAAAGAAUGUCGGACGAAAAUCACCGAGUGUCAUAUCUGGGAUGGUCGUAUGAAUGAAUAGCUGGCCGAAGGUUCGACCUGCCAUUAAUUCACGAAGCUUCCGCACAUAACUGAUCAUACCGCUCACACAACGCUAUUUAGUGUGAUAGUGGCUAUAGCCACCAAAAUCACUAAAAAAACUUUGCCGGAAUGCCUUCUGUUCACAACAGGUCGCCACAAUGUCAUCUUUUCAAAAUUAUUCAGUAGUUCAGUUUCCCCUCUAUUCUCUUCCCGUACUGACUCAAUUCCUUAUCUCCCUUGCUUUUCUUUGUCUUGACCCAUAGUCGAGUCUGAACUAGCUUGUCAUUCCUUUCCAUAGUGUCUUUAUUCCGAUCGUUAAUCUCACUUUCAUGUUCCUCCUUGUUUCAAACAAUCCCUCGACGAGUUGACUAGAAAAGAACUCAGAUAUCAGAUUAUUUUCAGAAAAUCAGUAUGAACUAAGCUGCACGACUUCGAUGGAAGAUUUAUUGAUCGAGUUGAAGUCCCAAAAUCUGAACUUAAAAUAGCAUUUAUAUAAUUAUAUUGUGCGUAUUAUGCAAUGCUUUAAUACCUGACAAUGUUAAUGCGGUCAUGAAGUUAACAGAAUCUUGGCGAAUAAAUCAGUUUGAAUAAUUUGUCAAGUCUAUUGAAUAUCGACUCAAUCGACGAUCUAAAAAAAUAUAAAGACGAUCAUAAUUGAGUGUAUACUUCGCAUACAAUUUUCACAUUUAAUUACUUUCAUUUCAAUGUUUCAGUUCAGUUGACACAAAUUCUUGCAUGAAUUUACUUAGAUGUUUGGGCACUUCCCGCACUAACUCAAGCAAUGAAUACUGAAUUAAUAGCAAGAAAGCAAGGAAUAAUUUUGUGACUUUCGUCGUUGUGGGUAAGUAAUAAGCAAGUAGCAAAAGUUACGUUUUCACUUGAGACAAUAAUUUACAUGAAAAUGCCUGCGGGGAGGCUAUAGGCGAAGACAAAGAUAUGUUAAUAAUGCGAAUUAUGCAUGACGUGCUUGCCUGGUGAACGUACUUCCUCCUUUGUGGUUUAUUUUGUUUCAAACCUCACAGAUUAUUGGCCCUUGUUAAUAAUUGUUACCCAAUACAUUGGCUACGUCAUCAGUAUGUUUUAAAUAACCGCAGUGAUCUGUUUGACAAUCAGAAUCAAAUUUGAACGAGUUUACGUGACGCAAAAUUUUGUGUUAAAAUCUGAAAAGCGAAGGCCAACUGGAAAUGAUCGCCUACAUCACUCUGUUUUUGCUCGUUUCUCAUUCGCUGGGCCAAGGUCCAUCUACAACCAAAACGCCAUCUACAACCAAAGCGGACUUGAAGCAACUAGGAGAGAGUAAAUGUGACGCAUUAUUUCAAUCGGUAAGUGCGGAAUUUAUGCUAAUAAGUUAUUUCGCGCGUUCAUCAAAUUGAAUAUAGCUUUUGUGAAUCAAUAUUGACCCUAGUUACGGUGCAAGUACUAUUUAAUGCACGCGUAAGAGUACUUUAUGAGAUGUGAAACAAGUUCUUAUGAGUUCAUUGGCGAAGUUAUUUUAAAAAUAAACAUUGUCUAUAAGUCGAGAAAAUCAAAACUAAAGUUUAUGUAAAUUAACAUGAUAUUUUAUCACAUAUAACACCCACGAUACGGUAGUGAUAUCCUUUGUCUCUUCUCAUGAAUUAUUAAUGAGAUUUUUAAGUAUUUAUGCACAACUUCUUUAUACGAAUUUACUCACAGUAUCUUAUAUGCGGUUUUUAUGUUAAUGAACUUAUUAGUCUACCGGCCAAGUAUUUUUAUAUUCCAGUGCCAUUUAAUCUUCUUUACAAAAUUUGCUUUAAAAGUCCCUUACUAUUUUAUACUCAACGAAAGUCAUCAUUAAAAACCAGCAAAACCUUAGAACGUUCAGUCUGAUUGAAAAUGACUGUCUUUCUUUUGAUUGUUUUUAUGGUACCUAUAAUCAGUAGUUUGUUUACAUAAAAGAUAAAGUUGGCCAGGUUAUUUUAACCAAUGGCUGAAAUCAAAACUUCCGUCUCAGUGCUAAACCCGCACGGAUCAUCUAAUUAAUCAUCUAAAUCAGUCUGGCAAAAUCUUUGGCUUGAAAUGACGUUAAUCUGUAACUACUAAAUGAAGGCAGUCCAGAUACAAUGACUUAAACUUUUUUUGGCCAACUCCUUCAAGAAAUUAUCUCGUUUCUGAUUUUGUUGUCAUUAUAUAAUUACCCCCCUUGCUUUGCCACUUGACAUUAGAGAUGAAAGAGUACAAUUUCAUAUAAAAGAUUGGCAUAUCCGCAGUCUUGAUAUUAUGAAUAUCACUUUUUCAGUUUGAGGUCCCAGCACUUAUUGAACUGGGCGAAAAUAAAAGAGAAAAUUCGCUUUCCUAUUUGCAUGCGUGUUGCCCAAUCUCCUUCUUUUAAUAAAUCUUCUUUCAAACUUUAAACGAAAAUUUAAAUUUCUUCAAUGGACAUCUUCCGCAAAAAUUGCGCAAAUAUAUAGUGUUGAAGUUUUAGUUCCAGUUAAUUUAUCUUAAUGUAUCCAGUUAAUUUUAAAAAUCUUCCAGUAUAAACAUUAGACAGUAAUGAAUUAAAAUCAAUGCAUCAGUAGUAUUAUCCCGUGAUAUGCACGAGGUUCUCACCGGGGAUUUCGAAGCAGUACGUCUUUUUCGGAAAAGUUGAUUAUUUCCUAAAAUAGUUUUUGGUAUACUGUACAUUUGUGUUGCAUUUCCUUCACAAGCAUUCAAGCAAAGCCUUACGAAGGAAAAUAUUUUUUUUCUCAUCAUCACGCUGUGAGGUAAUUGACUCAAUAUCAGUUUCAUAAUGACAUGUUUAAACACGUUUGAAUAGGCUGAGUCAAGUCAUUUCCAUUGAGAUAAACAAGAUGAUCAUAUAGACAUGAUAUGCCAGCGGUGGUAAAACUGAUCUUUCAACUAAUCGUGUUUGAAGAAAUUAGGGGGCAUCAUCGAGGCAGUUACCCCCACUGCCUUUUGCUGGAUAGUGUUUAAUAUCUUCAUUUCAUAACGAUAGAGCAAAUCUAGUUUCGUUUAGAUCAAAUAAAGGAUUCGAUCUCCCUGAUUAAACUACCGCUGAUGUCCCCCCAAAAACUGGAGACUGUUUGAUUUCAUUUAACGUAAAAGCUAUAAAAGAUAUCGCAAUGAAAUAAAGAUCAUUGCAUUCAGAAAGGAAUAAUUUAGAUUUUGAUGCAUAGUUAUAUAUAGGCAUUAUAAUUACCGAUGUAGUUAUCAUAUACUUGUUAAAUAAUAAAUAUUUUUAUUUUGAUUCAGUAUCUCGCUCAAUAUUGCAUGUCAAUUCAAGUGUUGUGUAUCAAAAUCUAGCCAAGUUAAAUUAGUCCUUUCUGAAUGGAAUGAUCUUUAAUUGCGAUAGCUUUUAUAAUUUUUACAUUACAUGAAAUCAAACAUUAUCCAGUUCUUUUUUGGGACACCCGGUAUAACCCUGAUUAAACUUUAUUCUUUAUAAAUGAAAGAUUCUUUGUAUCAAUUCAGUGUCAGAUCCAUAUUCGUAGUUUCCUAAGUUUUCAAGCAUUUUUACGACGGUUGAAAAAUCACAAUCCAGUGGAGAGCUUUAAACCGUCCCCAGAAACACACUGUUUUUGGAUUGAACUUCACUGAAGGCUAAAAGCCCUCAUCUAUAAUUUUUCAUUUAACAAUUUGUGGAAAAUGACGGAGCAUGUUCAAGCACUCCUAGGAAGGCAACAGUUGGGCGAUACAUGUCAUACAUUUCAUUUUUUUAUUUUAGUUUACAAAGUACGGCAGUCAGUUCUGCAAUUGUAAGAAUGGUGAAAAUGGAAGAAAUGGAUUAAAUGGACAAGAAGGUGCCAUGGUAAGUCAAUUUCACAUGUGAAUUCAUACUGGCACGUUUUAUCGAGCAGAAUUUAGUAGGUCAGAUCAGAAGUACGAAAUAGAUCUGAUGAUAUCACUAUAUCAGAGAAUGUCGCAGUCACUCAGUUAUAGUUCGUUAAAAUAACCUGUUUCAUUUUUUAUUACCAGGGACCUGAAGGACCACCAGGCCCUCCUGGACCACAAGUAAGUCACGGCAUCACUCUCCCAUAUUGCGGUUUCUGGUCACGUGUUACUCAACCUCGGUCCCAGGGUCUUCGUGUUACUUUGCCAAUAUCUAGUUGGCAAAGCAACACUGACGAGAAACCGUUUAUAAUCUGGUUUUCAUUGGGGCAAUAGUCAAGUCCGGUGUUUGGAAUAAAUUUCCCUCUUUAAUUAAGCUGACUCCAUUUAUACUGUAAGCGUUAAUUUAUUACCACUUUCCCCCGGUAAACUACGGUUCUUUAUGUGAGUUAUUUUGACUUAGAGAAAAGCUUGCGGGUUACCCCGGCCCGCGUAUACAUACCUUAUAUGAACAUGGUCAGAAACAUGCACGGAUUACUUAUAGUGUUGGGCAGGUACUGUCUGGAUUGGCCUAAUUUUGCGCUAAAAUUUAAAAUAACAUUAUAAAAUUAGUAAGUUAAAUGAGAGACAGUUACCCCUGCUGCUCCCUCCUCCCGCUGCAUAUGGCCCAUGUAUAGUUUUAGUUUCUAAAUCAUUUUUACUGAAAAAGUGGGCUUUCAUGGCCAUACGCGGACCCAAUUCAAAUAUUUUUGACAUUUCUAGGGCGAGAUGGGUUACCCAGGCAAGCAAGGUCCUGCAGGCAUAGGACCAGGCAGUACAUUACGUCUUGGAGAGUCAUAUGCUAUAUGUGAUUUGUAUACAGCGGGUACUAUCAGAUACAACCGAACGUAUCGUGUGGUACAACUGUGUAAUGGUGAACAAUGGUUGUCAGUAUCACUUGAGACCAAGGGAAAGUUGAAACAUAGACCUGGCAAGUCGUGUAGGGAUAUAUUGGACUCAGGUGAGAUGAACAUGGAUAUAGAUUGUGCAAUUGACACACUGGCUAGUGCCGUGAUGUGUCUUUCGCCUCUGUGAACUAUAGGUUUUUAGUUAUCUGAUAAAAUCUCGCAUUGACCAUUGCGCUUGACUCUUCAAUACUGAGGCGUUUAAUGUUGGUUUCAUGGCGAAAUACUAUAUUAGUUUUGGUUUCUAGUGGAAAACACUGCACAUGUAUUUGAUAUUGCAAUAAAAUGCGUGGUUUUUCCACAACUAACCAAAAUUAUAACAAAUUUCUUGCUAGUUUUUCAGUUGUGCAGUAUAAAAUGCUAUCACGUUUCAUGUUUUCUGUGUUAAACUAGGCAACAGUCAUGGCAGUGAUUUGUACUGGAUAGACCCUAAUGGCGGUUCAGCUGAUGACUCAUUUCAAGCGUUCUGUGACAUGGAGACUGAUAAAGGCGGUUGGACACUAGUCGCCACCAAGAAAUCUCUCGGUGCUCGUCUCAUUUCAGAUCGGUUUUACGAGAAAGCAGCGUCGACAUUGCACAGCAACGCAGCAAGCCGCAUUCAUCCCGAUAUGACGGAUUGGCGCGAAGUCAUGUUCAGAUUUAGUGACGACAACAGUAUCCGGGUUAUUUACAACCGUGCUGGCGGGAGCCCGGGGCAAGGGAAGCUUAACUUUGAUAAUUUCUUAAUGGGAAAAUCAGUGGACAGCUCUGGGCAGAAAGUCGAUGGGUUUUAUAAAUUUAGUCCGUCUGUGAACAUGGGUAGACGUACACCAGCGAUAUUCUACUACUCCAUCGACAAUCUGUUGUUUAAGUCAUCGAAUGGCCUGGUGUCAGAGGGCUUCGGUGAAACGGACAAAUGGUUAAAUCUCUGGAAUGGCAAAGAUGGCUCGAAUUUUUAUCUCUACGCUGAUGAAACUGAUUGUGCCGGCCAGAAAUGCAUCGCGGGAUACUGCGCUAUGGACACGCCUAUUUGGAUGAUGGUUCGCUAA
Messenger RNA from Paramuricea clavata, 11954 nucleotides. Lineage: Eukaryota; Metazoa; Cnidaria; Anthozoa; Malacalcyonacea; Plexauridae. The record is from the annotation of a GenBank genome assembly.